This is a messenger RNA of Drosophila biarmipes, 2835 nucleotides long. RefSeq names its product glycogenin-1. Lineage: Eukaryota; Metazoa; Arthropoda; Insecta; Diptera; Drosophilidae. The record is from RefSeq and is a predicted model, not a curated record. The transcript is spliced from 6 exons. Gene Ontology annotation, cellular component: cytoplasm. Gene Ontology annotation, molecular function: glycosyltransferase activity. The coding region runs from base 194 to 1795 and encodes 533 amino acids.
GCGAGCAGCCGCUUCAGAUUCUCGUCAUCGCUCGUGGAAGGCGCACCGCAAACGCCGCUCUCGUUCUCGAACUCAGUGUGAAAGCUCAGCCACCCACCGCCCACCGCCCAACGCCCGCCGGAACAGCCUCGCGAGUGUCCUAAAUCGAGUUCACCCACAGUAGUCCCAGAGUUACCCAUAAAAUCCCAACAAAAUGAGCAAGUUCGCUUGGGUGACGCUGACGACGAAUGACACGUACUCACUGGGUGCCUUGGUCCUGGCCCACUCCCUGAAGAGGGCCAAGACCGCCCACCAGCUGGCCGUCCUGGUCACGCCCACCGUCUCGCAGGCGAUGCGCGACCGCCUGAAGGAGGUGUACAACGUGGUGCAGGAGGUCAAUGUGCUGGACUCACAGGACGCCGCCAACCUGGCCCUGCUCGCCCGCCCCGAGCUGGGCGUGACCUUCACAAAGCUGCACUGCUGGCGCCUCGUCCAGUUCGAGAAGUGUGUCUUCCUGGACGCGGAUACACUGGUCCUGCAAAACUGCGACGAGCUGUUCGAGCGCGAGGAACUGUCCGCUGCUCCGGACGUCAGCUGGCCGGACUGCUUCAACUCCGGCGUGUUCGUGUUCCGCCCCAGCGUGGACACCUUCGGCCAGAUCACAGAGUUCGCCGUGAAGAACGGCAGCUUCGACGGCGGCGACCAGGGCCUGCUGAACCAGUUCUUCGCCGACUGGGCGACGGCGGACAUCAAGAAGCAUUUGCCCUUUGUUUACAAUGUGACGGCCUAUGCCUCGUACUGCUAUCUGCCCGCCUUCAAACAGUUCAGAGAUAAGAUUAAGAUUUUGCAUUUCGCCGGCAAGCUGAAGCCCUGGCUGAUUCAGUUCAACUCGGAGACAAAGGUGGCCAGCGUUUCGUCGGACUACGCCCACGCCCAGGAUCUGAUUCAGCUGUGGUGGAACAUCUUCUGCGAGAACGUGAUCCAGUCCCUGUCCACCGAAAUGUGCCACUGCCUAAACCUCAUGCACUCGCACAGCGCAUUCGCGGCGGAUGAACAGCACCAGCGGCAGCAGCAUGAGCUCUACCAGCAGCAGCAGCUGCACCACCAACUGUUGCAUGUCCGCCAGUUCCGCGACCCUUGGGCAGAUUACUAUGAGAAUCUGGAGAGGGAGCAGCGGGAGCAGGAGCAGCAGCAGCAGCAGCGCCACCAUCCCAGCCAGAAUCACAGCCAGGACAAUGGGAGUGCGGAGGCGGAUGAGAAUGAAUAUGCGAAUGCAGAUGAACAUGCCACUGAAUGGCAUCAUGACGAUGCAUGCCACCCACCUCCGCCACCGUCGACUCCUCCUCCACCCCCGAGCCAAAUUGAAAUCCAAACCCAUAGUGCCACUGCCAAUGCCGAAGACUUGCCUUCCGUAGAUGUGAAUAGCAGAGAGCUGAGCAUUUCACAACCACCUGAACACGCCUCCUCAGACACUGCCACGCCCACGCCCUCGUCCACGCCCACGCCCACGCCCACGCCUCAUCAUUCCGUGCAUAGUCAGACAGUAGAAAUUGCGACAAACCACCAACAAGAACAUGAAGUUGCAGCCACAACGCCGCCUGAGGCGGGUCUGGCUGGCGCCCUGUCACAGAUCCGCAUCGGCGAGCAGCGCACUCCCGAGCAGGAGGCCUACGAGAACCAGAUGCGCCGCCAGUGCUGGGAGUCCGGACAGAUCGACUACUCCGGCGCCGACUCCUUCGAGAACAUCUGGAAGAAGAUCUCGCAGACGCUGGAGAAGAAGAGCGACAAGGAGUCGCAAGAAACUGGUAGCUCAUAGAUACAAAACCGAAACAAACAAAGAACAAACAAAUGCAAAUCGUUCGUUAUUCGUCGUUUUGUUGCCAUUUUUUCUUGUACACGCACACACUCAGUCCCCAACCCCCCUAAAAAACAGAGAAACACACGCACACAGAACGGAUCCCAUAGAACCCCCCUUGGGAGGCGGGCGAACUGUGGCCAAUGUCAAGGAGCACCCGCUCUAAUUGAAAUUUAAGGUUCAGGCCAAAAAAUGUUGUCGAAACGAAUUCUUCAGAGUGUCAUAAAUGCAAUUUUAUUUGACCCCCCUCCCCGCACAUCUUCUUAAAAAGAAAGAGAACGCACAGAAAUUUUAAUUAAGUUUUCAAAUUAAACUUUUUGCACUGCUGCUGCUCUCGACAUACGUGAUGUGCAGUGAUGUGUGUGUGGGCGACACACUUGGCACAGUGGCCCCAAUCUCUUGCCACCCAAAAAAAAAAACACUCGGCCCCGGCCACAAACUUUUACACUUCAUUGUGUUUUAAUUGAAAAUGUUGUACUUCGCCCUCUCGUGUGUUUACCGAUUUACGAGGAAAGCGAUGACUUUUUGGCUCAUCUGCAUCGAAAUACAAAUUCAGUGUGGCAUAGCGUCCACUCCCUGACCUCCUCGCCCCCUGUUCCCACCCACAAUUGUACAUAUCUUUUGCUAUGAACAAAUACCAAACAAAGAGUGUACACCUACUCUAGAAAAGAUGAACGAAAACCAUUUAAAAUAAAGUAAAAUCAAAAAUGAAAUUGUAGCCCACAUUUUGUGGCUAUUGUCUAUCUGCAUGUGUGUGCGUGAGUGUGUGUGAGCGCCCCGCCCCCCCUUUUCUGCCGCCCACUCUUCGGAUCGAAUUCGAGCUGAGCGUUAAGUGUUUGUUUCAAGUGUUUUGGCAGCCUAACUUUUCUAUCUAUACAUAAAAACCAUUUAUGUUAUAAUUUACUUUUUGCAAAUAUUGUCGUAAUAUUUAUUCGAGAACAACAAGAACAAGAACCCCAACAACACAAACAAAUUUCAAUUUAAGAAACUCUGUUUAUAAA